Symbiodinium sp. CCMP2456 is the source of this 723-nucleotide messenger RNA. NCBI's taxonomy places the organism in Eukaryota, Dinophyceae, Suessiales, Symbiodiniaceae. The record is from the annotation of a GenBank genome assembly.
AUGUCAGGCUCAAGGAUCAUUCUCGGCUAUGCCAUCGUCGAUCCGGACGGUCGCUACCCCGAAACCCCUGAAUACGGGAUUGGCUGUCUGAAUGAGGCGCGCGAGGAAGCGCACGCCCUCAAUGAGGAUUUCGCGGAGGAGCUCGACGGUGGCGCCUACGCCGUCCUCACCCUGUUCGCCGACGGCGGUGCGGGCGCUUUCCGAAAAGUCAAAGGAGAUCCGACCAUGAACGACUUGAAGACACAGCGCGACCGAACCCGCGACGCGGACAGCCGCGGAAAGGCCGACGCCCGGAUGAGAUGCCCCAGUUGCGGCUCGUCCGAUCUGCGCGUGAGCGCGGAGAUCACCUGCACGGUUGUUAAGAAGCAAUCGCCUAAUGGCGAUCCGUAUGACGCCCUUGAGGCGUUGACCGGCAGCGAACCCUAUUGGGAUCGCGACACCUUCACUCGCAUCGCUACGCUCGAAAUCGCCGCCAUGCACAACCUGUCGCAACAUGUCGGCGAUCCUGAUCGGGAGAUCGUGACGAUCCGUCCGAUCAAGCCCGGCGAGACGCCGGACCUCUGGACCGUCAUCGCCCGCCUGUCGGGCGGACGCGGCGAAGUCCUAGCCGACGAAGACAGCCGAAGAGCCGCCUUCGCCUUCGCCCGCCGCUUUCGCCGCAAGCUCGCCGGCGCUGACGCACCGGCCUCGUCGCGUCGAUCGCUUAAGAUCAUCGAACGAUAA